AUGAAUGUACUUCGCCACAAGUUUCUCGCCUUCGCCAAAACCUACUUUCGGACGCUUCUGACAUCGACUCGUCUGGACAAUGUCCAAGCGCUCGUUCUUCUCAACAUGCAUCACCAUAAUAUUGGGCAGAAGAGCAGCUCGUGGCUACUGAUAGGUCUUGCUGCACGUAUGGCCAUUACCAUGGGAAUGCAUCGAGACAGCACCAACGUCCAAUUCGAACCCAUCGAAUGCAAUACGCGCCGACAAGUCUGGUGGUCCCUCUACAUAUUCGAAAAGACACUGUGUGGCAUAUUGGGCCGCCCAACAGUGAUUGAUGACCGAGAGAUGUCGAUGAGAGUCCCAGACGCACCAAUGCUAGAGCAAACGCGCAUCAACGCAGCAUUCAUGAAUCUCUGUUCCGACCUAGUGUCCACAUCGUACCGCAUUCGACAACGUGCCUAUUUCGACAAAACUUCUGCCGAGGAACGGUCCCCAACCAUCGCUGUCGCCAUAGCCCUACUACGGGAGUGCGACAACUUCUUCGCAAAAAUACCUCAGCACAUGUCAAUAGAAGACAUGCCAGGGCACCCAGAUCUGAAAGCAAUGACAUUAUUGCUACACGUCUACUAUUACUACACGCGUUGUGUCAUCUCCCGAGACUUUCUCAUACAAAAGGUCGAGAGCAACGUCUGCUUCCUGGAGAACAAAGCGCCCCCAAUUUCAGAAGACUGGUCUACAACCCUAAUCCUGGCGGAGGACUGUGUUGAAUCAGUACACAAAAGCCUCCAAUGCAUCACCAUCGGCAUCGAGCUGGGGAUAUUCGAGAUUAUCGGUUACUCCUGGCUAGACUUCUUCUUCGUAUUCCACGCCGUGUUAAUCGUAUGCGCAGAUUUUCUUGCACGGCCCAAGGGCCAAACCGAUUCACCGAGAGACGUCGAACGUAAAGCGACAGUGCGCACUGUGCUCGACCAGGUCCGCGGAAUGCAGAAGCUCGCACCUACGUACAAGACCCUUGGCCGGAUCGCGCUGCAAUUCGCCACAAUAACUGGUGUUACUCAGGAUAACGAUUCGCCAACAGUACCGGAUGUGCCAGAGGAGGGGCCUCUGGACAGUGUGGUAGACAUGGCGGCCGAGGAAAGAACGGAUAAUGCCGACAUACUUGAUAUAGGGAAUGAUUGGUAUACAGACGCGACGGCCGAUUUGGGAUUAGACUUCUUCGAUCUGAGUCAGGCGACACAUCCAGGGUCAUUCCCCAUCAUGGAUCCUCCGUCGCGUUCUGAAAACACGGGCGAUCAGACAGGCGACGUGGUGGACGAUUGGACAGACAGGGCACUAAAGGGGAUGCACACGCUAUAG
Alternaria hordeiaustralica is the source of this 1335-nucleotide messenger RNA. RefSeq lists its product as uncharacterized. The transcript has 2 exons. NCBI's taxonomy places the organism in Eukaryota, Fungi, Ascomycota, Dothideomycetes, Pleosporales, Pleosporaceae. Bases 1 to 1335 code for a protein of 444 amino acids. Gene Ontology annotation, molecular function: zinc ion binding; DNA binding. The record is from RefSeq and is a predicted model, not a curated record. Gene Ontology annotation, biological process: DNA-templated transcription.